Molecule: messenger RNA, 916 nt
Organism: Aspergillus alliaceus
Lineage: Eukaryota; Fungi; Ascomycota; Eurotiomycetes; Eurotiales; Aspergillaceae
Product: Rpp14/Pop5 family protein
Exons: 2
Coding region: 230-844 (204 amino acids)
Biological process (GO): tRNA 5'-leader removal
Cellular component (GO): ribonuclease P complex
Source: RefSeq, a predicted model, not a curated record
UUCACCUCCAACUUUUCAACUCACAGCCCACACCGCGUCAUAUAUUCCACCCCGAGGACUAAUAAACUUCUUUUCUCGAAGGGUACUGAUCCAUCACAAAACUAACAACCACCGAAUCCUGAACCAACCCAAUAACGCGCGAGGCCUAUCCCGAAGAACUUCUUAUAACUUUAUAACCUCAAUACGAAAAAUAAAAAAAAAAGAGAAAAUAUAAACUAAGGCCCCCAAAAUGGUCCGCGUCAAACACCGCUACCUCCUCAUCGAUAUCCUCUACCCGGAACCCUCCUCAUGGCCCUCAAUAGCGCCCAAAAACGCACCACCACAUACACAAUCCCAACUACGGAUCCACUCGCCCACAUCCGACGCCCUAACACCGAGCCUACUCGCGAAGAUGGUCCGCGAGGAAGUCGCGGAGAUAUUUGGUGAUUGGGGCGUGGGGAGAUUAGGUGGUGUAGGCGCUGGGGGUGUUAGUGUUAAGUAUCUGUCGCCUGCGACUUCGACGGCUAUUAUUCGGUGUCCGCGCGCUUCGUUUCGGCUUGUUUGGACGGCGCUUACUUUUAUGUCGAGGGUGCCGGAGUUUGGAGAUAGGGGUCGGGCAAGGCGGGCGGAUGUUACGUUGACGAGACCGUGUGUUUUUCGAGUUAUUAGGGUGUCUGGGACGAUUCGGAAGGCGGAGGAAGAGGCGAUUCGAAGGGCUAGGAAGGAGAUUAUUCGGUUGAGAGGUGCGGAGGAGAUUGGGGUGCUUGAGGGUUUGGUUGGUGGGUUGGAGGGAAGCUCUGCUGUUAUGGAGGGUGUAAUGGAAGAUGAAGAGGACGCUGAUAUGGUGAGCGAUGGGGAGGAUUGAUUGUCUACUAUGAUGGUGAUGUUGCUGUUUGGGGGCGCUUUUUCUUGUUUUGAUUCAGAGAUACCCUAUGAU